GACUUUCUAGUAGACAUGUAGGUAAUAGGAUACCCGGGAGGGGUUUUAUAGUCUAAACAGGUAAUGAGUAGACAUAUCCAACAUUACGCUUGGUAUCUUCAACUUUGGGUCACUUAACGUUCAAUCUUGAAAGAGGUUAUAGAACGAAUAAAAAGAAUUUUAUUUUUAUGUAAAAUAAUUUAAAUAUAGUGAAACGAACGAAUUUUGCUUAUUUAAGAAACAACCCACGUCCAUUUGCAUCUGUACUCGAUACAGACGUGCCUGUGGUAUUUACACAACCCGUCAUUAAUUCAAGCAUUGAAUUACAGCUUAAACUUUUCACACAAAGACGAAAGAAGAAAAUUUAAUUAUUUUAUUAACAGCGGUCCUUGUUUUUUUUAAUUAAAACAUGUUUUCAAGAACAACAUCCAUUAUAAUCUAUAUAACCCUGGCUUUUCUCUUAUUGCACACUGCCAGGUCUGCACAUGGAUUUGUUACCACUUCUAAUGGAUAUGAAUCACUUCCUAUUGCUAUAAAGAUAGAGUGUCUGACCAUCACCAUAUUAUUUACCUUGUUGACUAUUUCCACUGCAGCUCCUUUACGCUGUAUAGUAUUGAGCAAGUGGACGACAAAAUCCGUGGACAAUUCAUACCUUUCCUAUAGGAUAAACUUCCUCAGAAUUAAAGAAUUGAGAGAUACUUACGUUCCGACUGCCACGAAAAGCUCCUAAGAUCGUUACUUCUAUCUCAUUGUACGCCUAAUUAAAUCUAUAUUUCAAGGAAAUUUAUUACAGAGAAACGCAAACAUAGGUGGAUCAAAAAUAAGUAUUGAAUGAAUAAAAGUAAAAUCCAUAUGUUGCUAUUUUAAAGCAAGUAUUUUAUAAUGUGUUUAGUGACAAAUUCAUGGUUCUGAUGAAUCAUAAUUCCUUUACUAAGUUGUCCAAAGCAACAUGAAUGCUUACAUCGUUUCUCGCACGAUCUAGUUCGGUUAGUUUCCAAUGUACAUUCAAAAAAUUUAGGUACUUACAAUGCUGUUUUGGUUAGCGUCUCUUUUCACUUUAUAAUAGUAACCACAAUAUGCAUCCGUGUUAACUAGGCGGAUGAAUUGUUCAUCAUGAGUGAUAAUGAUUAGUUGAAAGUUUGCUUGUCUCCUUCUAAAUUCGACAAUUUUAGAUAAGCUUUUAGCUAAGCUUAUGAUAUUGUCUUCAUCCAAGUUCGUUGUAGGUUCAUCAAGAGCUAGUAUUCCACAGUUAACACCUAAACACUCUGCCAAGGCAAGACGAAUUAUAAUACAGGCCAGAACUUUCUGACCAGCACUGCAACGGCCUCUCAUAUCCAAUUCGGCAUCUCCCUUUACCAU
Messenger RNA from Schizosaccharomyces octosporus yFS286, 1338 nucleotides. Its product is annotated as protein involved in protein folding in the ER. The coding region runs from base 389 to 709 and encodes 106 amino acids. The record is from RefSeq and is a predicted model, not a curated record. Lineage: Eukaryota; Fungi; Ascomycota; Schizosaccharomycetes; Schizosaccharomycetales; Schizosaccharomycetaceae. The transcript is spliced from 2 exons.